CCCACAGACUUUAUUCCCACAAACUCCAUUUAAGAACCAACAGGGACUCUCCAGUCACCAGUUCCCCUCCUCUUGUGCCAUGGGAUAUUUAGUUGAAUUGGGGUGGUUUAUUCUCCUGGUGGCAGUUGUAAACAUUGAGGCUCAAAAGCAGCCCUUAAAUAUCCAAUCCAGAUGCCUGGGGAACGUCCUGCGUGUGGACAUCAGUCGACUUGGAGGAUUUAUUCUUGAAGUGUCUGCCGUCAAAAAUCACUCUGCAGUCCUCCUCACACCAACUUUAGCUUCUCAAUGUGGCUUCAGGAUGCAGAUAGACCAGCUGGGCAACGCCAAGAUCUAUGCCUCCAUUCAAAACUGCUUUGCUCAAAAUGUGGGCGAUCAAGCAUUCACAACAACAUUAAACCUUCACCUGCGUGGUAACGGGAUGUUUGAAGACGAGCUGUACCAAGUGGCUGAAACCUGCCACUACAGCGCCUGGGCCUCCAGGGAGAUUCUGUGUGAACGCGACUAUAUGCAGGUGUCUGUGCAAAGGGCGGCUCCAGGUGACCCGCGACGAGACGCGAAGAAACAGCCGAUAGACUCAGGAUUCAGAAUCACAGCCAUCGUGUUCUUCACUCCCGAGGAGAGGCUGAUGAAGACGAGGGAGGCCAUCAGCAGAGGUUACGGGGUCGCCAACACCCCGACCAGGCUCGUCCUCAGAAGCCCCAAGACCUCCCCUGAAACAUUCACCCAGGACGUAGCAGGUAUCCCCAUGACUGUUCUCAGAACUUCAACACAGUUUCAGAAGAACUGGAUGGAGACUCACGUAGAGGCACAAGCUGCCUGCCCAAUACUGCAAGGAAGUGUUUCCUUCACGCCGCGCUCCAUCAGCUGGUUCCUGCCGAGGCACCUGGGCGCUCUGAUCUCCUCCGGUCCGGUCCAGCUGCUGGAGGUGCACAUGGGCGUCGACGGCGAGAGGCUGGACGGCGCCAAGAUGGCCGCCAGGCAGUACUCGCUGUCUGUCAACGACGUGCACAUCAUCCUUGAGAUUCCUGUCGGGGCUGUCGGCGGACACUUUAAGAGUCACGUUCAGGGCGGUCAGUACUUCACUACCUACAGCAUCGAGCCGAUGCUGGAGCUGCUCUGGACAGAAGGAACUUCUCACCAGGACACCAAGUACAAAGUCCUGCUCCCCUUCACCUCCCCGCUGAUCCCUCACACUCCUCAGGUUAUAGACAACAGUGUUCCCGGGGAGCGGGUGUUUAAGGUGGCGGUUGGUCCCUUCAGCUCUGAUGUGGCUCUGAUGAACAUCACCGUCCCCUCGGGGGUUUUGUCCUUGGCGGACCUGGCUGCCAAAGGCCUGAACCUCCUGGAGCACCCGUCCCCCAACAGCAGCUCCAAGGUCUUCACACUGGACGUGCCCUUCAGGGACCAGCUCGUGCUCCAGAUGAAAGGAACGGCGGUUACGGUCUACAAUCUCCAGCUGACCUUUGGCCUCCUGGUGCUGCCGGAGUUUGCCCCGUUUUCUCACUCUGUUAAUCUGCAGGCCCAAGUCACGGACAUAGUGAAUCCCUCCGUCUCUGGUGGCUGUGAUCAUCAGAACUUCCAGGUCCUGGUGACGUACGGGAGCCACGGCUUUGACACCGUGGUGGGCGGGCAGCUGCUGACGGCGGAGCUGGCUCAGCAGUUCGGCUUCAUCAACAACGGGACACACGGCGCCUUCACCGUCCCGCUCAGCUCCCCCAACGCCGUGGUCGAGGCUGUGGAGUCGUCGUCCAUCAGGAGCAGACUCCACGUGGCUCUGAGGAAUCCACAAACCAACAAAAAUAUCAAAGAAUUCUCCAUGGCUUGCAAUUUCCUCUCAUCAAUGAUUGAGUGUUUCCCUAACGGGACCAUGACGGCUCUGGCUACCAAAGUGGAGUCUGUUCCCAGUCUGAACAUGAGUCAGCUGACCCUCAGAGACCCCGCCUGUGGCCCCGCCUACAGCAAUGGCCGCUACGCCUAUUUUGUCUUCACUGUAAACUCCUGUGGGACGACCAGAAAUUUUCGGCACAAUAUGAUGAUGUAUGAAAAUGAAAUCUCCCUGCCGGAUGAACUCUCAGGGAAAAGAGAUUCAAAGACGGAGGAGGUGGAGUAUGAUUUAAAGGUUUUCUGUUAUUACGACAUCAACACAAACAGCGCUAUGGCGUUCCACCCCAGAGCUCGCAGGAGCGAACCAAACGCUGAAGACUCCAGAGAGCUGCAGGCUGAGAUCAGACUGGCUGCUGGUCUAAAACGUGCCGUUUCAGAUGGCGACAGUGUCUUACCCGUGUCUUCAGGACCCAUACUUAUUAAAAAAUCCUAAUAAAACUUUUCACAAGAUCCCA
This is a messenger RNA of Centropristis striata (black sea bass), 2339 nucleotides long. RefSeq lists its product as uncharacterized. Bases 80 to 2317 code for a protein of 745 amino acids. The record is from RefSeq and is a predicted model, not a curated record. The transcript is spliced from 18 exons. Lineage: Eukaryota; Metazoa; Chordata; Actinopteri; Perciformes; Serranidae.